AUGCUGAAAAUCAGUGCAGCCUUAUUUUUGACAAUUGCAGUAGCAUUCGUAAACGGCAUCAACAUUGAAGUAUCUGAAUAUGACAGAGAAAUUCAAGUAAAGAAUCAAAAUGAAUUAAAAAGCACGUCAAACAAUGCCCUUUGUAAGAAAGACCAACACAUCAUCGAAAAUCAAAAUGAUUUGUAUCAACUUUCGAACGAGUGUCCCACAAUUGAUGGAUCCAUUUCUUUCCAAAAUUAUGUUGAACCACAUAUCAAUUUGGGUAAUAUUAAAACAAUUAAUGGUAACUUCAUUCUCGAAGAAAACAACGAGGUGGUUUCUAUUCAAGGCGACGCUUUAGAAAAAAUUGGCGGUACUUUCAAACUUUAUGAUUUAACUUCAUUGAAUGCUGUUAAUUUCCCACAUUUGCAUGACUUGAACGUGGUUCACUGGAGAGUUGUACCAAUUCUAGGCUCUGUCGCGAUGGACAAUAACAUUGACUCAAUCAAAUCUUUGGUCAUUUCAGACUCUUCGUUGACAUCUUUAAGGGGAUUUGACAAAAUAGCAAAGCUUGACACCUUCAACAUUAAUAACAACAGAUAUUUGGAAUCAAUUGCAACAAACGUAAAGUACAUUUCAAAACAGCUCAGUGUCUCUGCAAACGCCGAUGAAUUGAACCUUGACAUGUCAGAAUUGAUUUGGGCAAAUAAUGUGACGAUUAGAGACACAAAAGAAAUCAAUUUGGAGCAUCUUCAGUAUGUCAAUCAAUCACUGGAAUUCAUUGAGAAUAAGGUGAAUAAGUUGGAACUAUCCGAACUAAAAUCGGUUGGUGGUACGCUCGGAAUUAUUGAAAAUAAACACCUAUCAAAAGCUGACUUCAACAACGUCUCUCAAAUUUCAGGAGGUCUCAUGAUUGCUGGUAAUGAUGCCUUAGAAAAGAUUGGUUUCUUCAAAAGCUUGAAAUUGAUUGGAGGUGCCAUCCAGUUCAAGGGUAACAUCAAAGACACGGAUUUCCCUAACCUCAGACUUGUAAAGGGCUCCGCAAUAAUCCAAAGUACAUCCGAUGAGUUAGACUGUUCGAAAUGGGUUACGCCAAAUUCGGGAUCAUCAAUUAUUCGUGGUGGUAAGAUUGAAUGUGAGCCUAAGGGGAAGAAAAGUAGCGCUAACGUCAGACAGGAUGGAACUGUCUUGGACAGGACCACCACCACUGAAUCAGCAGAAGCAAAGGAGACGAACGGAUCCACAAUAAUGGGAGCUAACUUCUUGUUAUUAGCAUUGGCCGUUCUUGGUACCGUUCGUAUUUUAGGUUAA
Molecule: messenger RNA, 1290 nt
Organism: Kluyveromyces lactis
Lineage: Eukaryota; Fungi; Ascomycota; Saccharomycetes; Saccharomycetales; Saccharomycetaceae
Exons: 1
Coding region: 1-1290 (429 amino acids)
Biological process (GO): ascospore wall assembly
Cellular component (GO): plasma membrane; fungal-type cell wall
Source: RefSeq, a predicted model, not a curated record